CGAUAAGCACAACCACAUACCACAUUAGCAUGUUAAUUAUGUAGGGACUAAACUUGUGUGCCAUUUUUGUUCAAUGAUUAGGAAAGGCUUAGUUCGUUCCUUCUUCCGAUGACGAUACCAACCAUUCCCGGAAGCUCCGGCUAUUUAGAUAUUCAUCCAGAAAGAAAAGUCUCCGUCUUCAAGAACCCUUACAUUUUAGGACUCACUUCCGUAGCUAGCAUCGGUGGAUUGCUUUUCGGCUACGACACUGGUGUUAUAUCAGGAGCUCUUCUUUAUAUUCGAGAUGAUUUUCCUUCCGUUGGACAAAGUCAUUUUCUUCAGGAAACUAUUGUCAGCAUGGCAGUGGCCGGUGCAAUUCUCGGAGCAGGAAUAGGCGGUUGGAUUAACGAUCAAUUCGGAAGAAAAAAAGCAACCAUCAUUGCAGAUGUUAUAUUUGUUAUUGGAGCAGUUGUCAUGGCUGCUGCACCAGAUCCAUAUAUUCUCAUACUCGGCCGUGUUUUCGUUGGUUUAGGCGUUGGUGUUGCUUCGGUUACUGCUCCGGUUUAUAUUGCGGAAUUGUCACCGUCGGAGAUUAGAGGAGCACUGGUUGCCACAAAUGUGCUUAUGAUAACUGGUGGACAGUUUGUUUCUUAUUUGGUGAAUCUUGCUUUUACACAGGUUCCCGGGACAUGGCGAUGGAUGCUUGGUGUUUCGGGCGUGCCUGCAGUGGUUCAGUUUUUUCUCAUGCUCUUGCUGCCUGAAUCUCCCAGAUGGCUCUACAUAAAUAAUAGGGAAAAUGACGCGAUUAUUGUGCUUGGUAAGAUUUAUGACUCUGAUCGGUUAGAAGAUGAAGUUGCUUUGCUUACAGCUCAGUCAGAGCAAGACCGCCGAAAAAGAGAUGAUGUGAGAUUCCGACAUGUUUUUAAAUCAAAAGAGAUCAGACUUGCAUUCCUUGCUGGUGGUGGACUACAGGCUUUUCAGCAAUUUACAGGUAUAAACACAGUGAUGUACUACAGUCCAACAAUUGUUCAAAUGGCUGGCUUUCACUCCAAUGAGUUGGCUCUUCAACUCUCCCUCAUAGUUGCUGGCUUGAAUGCUGCCGGAACCGUUCUUGGCAUUUACCUUAUUGAUCAUGCAGGCCGGAAAAAAUUGGCUCUAUAUAGCUUAGGAGGAGUAAUAGUUUCUCUAAUAAUCUUAUCCGUCUCAUUUUUUAACCAAUCCUCUGCCACUACCACAAAUCAAAAUGAUAUAUAUGGAUGGCUUGCAAUUGCUGGUUUGGCUCUAUACAUUGCAUUUUUCUCGCCAGGGAUGGGGCCAGUGCCGUGGACGGUAAACUCUGAAGUAUAUCCGCAAGAGUAUCGAGGAAUGUGCGGAGGCAUGUCAGCUACUGUAAAUUGGGUUUCAAAUUUGAUUGUCGCACAGUCAUUUCUUUCUAUAGCAGAAGCUGCAGGGACUGGUCCUACAUUCUUGCUUCUCGCGGUUAUAGCUGUUGCUGCAUUUUUGUUUGUGGUUUUCUUUGUUCCGGAAACCAAAGGAUUGACAUUUGAUGAAGUGGAACUGUUGUGGAGGGAGAGAGCUUGGGGUGAAAAUCCUGACAUUAAAACCCUUCUUGAGCAUGGAAAUCGUUCCUACUAGGAAGUACGAAUCCAACCUAUUGUUGUUCUCCUAAGAGUAAGAGUUGUAUCUAUUUAAAUAUGCUGUUAUUCUAUGAGUGAAUUUUGAUUAUCAGAGGUGGCUAAGCUCAGGUAAUUAAAGUGACAAUGUUGCUAACAUGCUGUGAGCCAAACCUGCUGCAAGUUCCUUUUUGGGAACUGAUUGCUUGUAAUUACAUUCUGGUGAAUAGAUACAUUACUCUCUCAAA
This is a messenger RNA of Vicia villosa (hairy vetch), 1840 nucleotides long. RefSeq names its product inositol transporter 1-like. The record is from RefSeq and is a predicted model, not a curated record. Gene Ontology annotation, biological process: transmembrane transport. The transcript has 4 exons. The coding region runs from base 109 to 1614 and encodes 501 amino acids. Gene Ontology annotation, cellular component: membrane. Lineage: Eukaryota; Viridiplantae; Streptophyta; Magnoliopsida; Fabales; Fabaceae. Gene Ontology annotation, molecular function: myo-inositol:proton symporter activity.